CCGCAGAGCGAACAAAACCGCUCUCUCUCUCUCUCUCUCUCUCUUCUCCUCCCCGUCGGCCUCUUCCUCCCCUUUCCCGAUUCCCACUUUCCGCGAGCUCCUCUCCUUUUGCCGCCGCACCACCACCACCACCACCCACCACCGCCUCCAGAUUCCCCUCCGGCUUUUCCUCCCGGCUGUCGGAUCUCCGCCACCCCCCCUCCGGCGAGCUCGCCUCGCCGAGGCGCACGGUUGAGCCUUUGGGGUCCAGAAGGUGCCAGCCAGAAUUCUCAUCCACCUUGUGGUCACCAAUUUGUCUGUUUUGAUCUCCGUUGUAUGUGCAUUGUGGAAGCUGACAGUUCUAUGUGGGUUGCCGAGAAAAUCCCAUGCUAAACAUGUUCAUCUAAUUGGCAGAAUAUGGUAGUUACCAGCUUGAAUAACACCGUGGUUAGUUAUUAGCCAGUUAGACACAAAUUACUUCAUAUUCAAUAUGCCACCAUGGUGGGGGAAGUCUUCCUCAAAAGAUGCUAAGAAAACCACAAAAGAAAACCUCCUUGAUACAUUUCAUCGGUUGAUAAGUCCAAAUGAUCAAAAGGGAAGCACGAAGUCAAAACGGAGUUGUAGACGUGGCAAUGAUUCAUCUGUUGAAAAAGGCUGCCGAUCUACCACAGUAUCACGUCCAACUUCACCUUCAAAAGAAGUUUCUCGCUGCCAAAGCUUUUCAGCUGAUAGACCAAAGGCUGCCCAUCCCCUUCCUAUUCCUGGAAUACGCCCUCCGGUGACUCGGACUGUUUCUGAUGUCACUGAAUCCAAGCCCAUAUUGGAAAAACGUGGCAAGCCACCACUGCUUUUACCACUCCCUAAACCCAACCGACCUCAGAGAAGGCAUGGAAAUGGUGAGGUUGUUUCAGAAAUAAUGGUUGCUUCUCCCUCUAGUAACUGUUCGGAUAGUGAUGAUCAUGGAGAUUCCCAGCUUCAGAGCCCUGUGGGAAAUGAUGCUGAAAAUGCAACACCUGUUACUUUAAAGAGCAAUUCAAGUAAUGUGCGCAAAGAGUGCCGUGGACCUAUUACAGCAAAGAAUAUGAAGGAGAUACAGAAGCCAACUAAUCAAUUUCAUGGUAACCAUAUACUAUCCACAUCACCAAGGGGUGUUGCAGCUGACAAUUACCAAUCGAAUGUACAAAAUCCUCGCCCAUUAGUUCUGGAUAGUGCUCCCAAUAGUUUGAUGUCAAGUCCUUCUAGAAGUCCAAGAAGAAUAUGUCCUGAUCAUAUUCCAACUUCGGCCUUUUGGGCAGUGAAACCUCACACAGAUGUAACUUUCGUUGGAUCUGGUCAGUGCUCCAGUCCAGGUUCAGGGCAAACAUCUGGGCAUAAUUCUGUUGGUGGUGAUAUGCUAGCCCAGCUCUUUUGGCAGCCCAGCAGAAGUAGCCCAGAGUGUUCACCAAUUCCAAGUCCAAGAAUGACAAGUCCUGGCCCUAGUUCCAGGGUGCAUAGCGGGAGUGUUUCUCCUUUGCAUCCAAGAUCUGGAGGGAUGGCCCCUGAAUCUCCAACAAGUCGUCAUGAUGAUGGGAAGAAGAAGCAAACACACAAACUUCCCCUUCCGCCAUUGAGCAUCUCUCACAGUUCGUAUCAUCCAAAUAACUCCACUCCAACUAGUCCUAUUUCAGUACCUCGCAGCCCUGGUAGAACUGAGAAUCCACCAAGUCCUGGGUCACGAUGGAAGAAGGGGAAGCUAAUUGGCCGUGGGACAUUUGGCCAUGUAUAUGUUGGCUUUAACAGUGAUAGUGGUGAAAUGUGUGCGAUGAAAGAAGUUACCCUAUUCUUGGAUGAUCCUAAAUCCAAGGAAAGUGCAAAGCAGUUGGGCCAGGAAAUAUCACUGUUGAGCCGCUUACAGCAUCCAAACAUCGUACAAUACUAUGGAUCAGAAACGGUUGAUGAUAAGCUUUAUAUAUACUUGGAGUAUGUAUCUGGUGGAUCUAUCCAUAAACUUCUACAAGAGUAUGGACAACUUGGUGAGCCAGCAAUACGCAGCUACACGCAGCAGAUUCUUUCAGGGUUGGCUUAUUUGCAUGCGAAGAAUACAGUCCAUAGGGAUAUUAAAGGUGCAAAUAUACUAGUGGAUCCUAGUGGUCGUGUUAAGCUUGCAGAUUUUGGAAUGGCAAAACAUAUCAAUGGGCAACAGUGUCCUUUCUCCUUUAAGGGUAGUCCAUAUUGGAUGGCUCCAGAGGUUAUAAAAAACUCCAAUGGGUGCAACCUUGCUGUUGACAUAUGGAGUUUGGGAUGCACUGUCCUGGAGAUGGCUACAUCAAAACCACCAUGGAGCCAGUAUGAAGGGAUUGCUGCGAUGUUCAAGAUCGGAAAUAGCAAGGAACUUCCACCAAUACCAGAUCACCUAUCAGAGCAAGGCAAGGACUUCAUCAGAAAGUGUCUGCAACGUGAUCCUUCUCAACGUCCCACUGCCAUGGAGCUUUUGCAACACCCAUUCGUUCAAAAAGCAGUAUCAUUAGAGAAAUCUGUUCUUCCUGAUCCUUUGGAACGGUUGGCUGUUAUAUCUUGUAGACCGAAUGCCAAGAUGGCUGCACAUACUAGAAAUAUUUCUUCAUUGGGAUUGGAGGGUCAGACAAUUUACCAGAGAAGAGGUGCAAAAUUUUCUUCAAAAUACAGUGAUAUCCCUAUACGAAGCAAUAUAUCUUGCCCAGUUUCUCCAUGUGGAAGUCCUUUGCUAAAAUCAAGGUCCCCGCAACAUUCCAAUGGGAGAAUGUCACCUUCUCCUAUUUCAAGCCCCAGAACUACUUCAGGUGCUUCCACACCUCUUUCUGGUGGUAAUGGUGCUAUUCCUUUUAACCAUCUGAAACAACCAGCCUACAGCAAUGAGGGAUUUGCAAUCACAUCAAGAAGCCCAGAUGAUCUCUUUGCCAAUCGGCCUACAGAUCCUGAUCUUGGGCAAUUUAUUCGAGUGCAUCAAGUUUCUCAGGGGCUCCAGGAGAGGGUGGUAUCUGAAGCUGACAUUCUAAGCCCUCAAUUUGGAAAGAGACUAGGAAAUGUUUUUGAUUUGCGUGAUAAGCUGUCACCAUCUGAACACUUCACACAUCAUGCCUUUGUGGAUCAUGUAAAGCUAAAUCCUUCAUUAGACUUGACAUCUGGAUCUCCACACCUUGGACUCAAGCAUGGUGCCUAAUAUCAAGAAUAGAUAUUCAGAUGACAUUUUUUGGAGCUUGGAAAAGUAACUGAUGAUUUUGGCUGAUUUUUAGCCAUCCGAUGGCUUCAAGUGUAUCAUAGUAUGAGAAAAAAAAUAAUCACUAAUGUGUGUAGAAGCUAAAGUUGGCAAUGGAUGGAAUCUUUGUCGUCAUCAAGUCAAUUCAAGUCGACAAAGAUAUCGUCCAUUCCUGUUAGGCAGAACUUGCGGAAGCAUACUAAGAUUGGCGUACUAACAUGUGUCAAAUGACAAGACUGUAUAUUUGUUCCCUACACAUUGAAGGAUCUCUGGAGUAGUAGUUCGCCGCUGUAUACUCCUCUUGCCUUUAUAUAUGUAACUUAUUUUUCUAUUUUCCUCUUGGCGUCCUGAUGCCAUUGUACAGAGGAACCUCAACUAAGAGCCAAGAUUUUGCACAGGAGAAACAGUCGAGCCAUUCAGCACCCUUUUUCACACAAUAUCUCACCCGAGGUUGAAACCACUGCUGCAAGUCAACUGCAUACUUAAGUAUUUUGUAGCAGAACUCAGCCAAUGAACCAACUUAUUCAAUGUACCAGUUACUCUGGAAAUUUAUACAAAGAAUCUGAUCCUUAGUUAAA
Molecule: messenger RNA, 3771 nt
Organism: Oryza brachyantha (malo sina)
Lineage: Eukaryota; Viridiplantae; Streptophyta; Magnoliopsida; Poales; Poaceae
Product: mitogen-activated protein kinase kinase kinase YODA-like
Exons: 13
Coding region: 470-3157 (895 amino acids)
Biological process (GO): protein phosphorylation
Molecular function (GO): ATP binding; protein kinase activity
Source: RefSeq, a predicted model, not a curated record